Molecule: messenger RNA, 2139 nt
Organism: Salvia miltiorrhiza (redroot sage)
Lineage: Eukaryota; Viridiplantae; Streptophyta; Magnoliopsida; Lamiales; Lamiaceae
Product: xylulose kinase 2
Exons: 11
Coding region: 313-1989 (558 amino acids)
Biological process (GO): D-xylose metabolic process; xylulose metabolic process
Cellular component (GO): cytosol
Molecular function (GO): D-xylulokinase activity
Source: RefSeq, a predicted model, not a curated record
UUGAAGAUUUAAAUUCGAUUAUCUCGUCAAGCCUAGUCAUUAUUGAAUUUUGAUUCUUAUCUAUAGCUACUUAAUUUCUUAUCCAAAAUUAACACUAGACUGUCACGCCAUUUAUCUGUUAAUAAAUUUGAGUUUUUUUUGAUAAAUUUAUAAUAUUAAAUAAAUAAAAAAAUUAAAAAGGCACGUAAAUUUUUAAGACUUGAAGAUCGUAUUUUUCUGUCACACAUAAAUUCGAGUUUUUUAAGACUUGAAGAUCGAUUUUUUUUUUCUCUCUUUUUUUUGACGGCGGUGUCCCAUCUUCUUCGCUCAGUCAUGGAGGAUUACUCUCUCCCACAAGGCUCAUUUUCUCUGGGAUUCGAUAGCUCCACUCAGUCGCUGAAGGCAACUGUUUUGGAUGCAAGCUUGAACAUUGUAGCUCAGGAAAUUGUUAAAUUCGAUUCCGAAUUAUCGCAUUACAAGACUAAAGAUGGUGUUUAUCGAGACCCUAGUGUUAAUGGUAGAAUUGUUUCUCCCACUAUAAUGUGGGUGGAAGCAUUAGACCUAAUCCUUGAGAGGCUCGAGAAAUCGGGGCUCGAUUUUGGGAAAAUUGUUGCUGUCUCUGGCAGUGGGCAGCAACACGGCAGUGUGUAUUGGAAAACCGGGAGCUUGAGGGUGUUGUCGUCGUUGGACCCCAAAAAACCGUUAGUGAAUCAGCUUGGCGACGCCUUCUCUGUGAAGGAGUCGCCUAUAUGGAUGGACAGCAGCACCACGGAGCAAUGUAAGGCCAUUGAGAAAGCUGUGGGUGGUGCCUUGGAGUUGUCGAGCCUUACUGGCUCGCGUGCCCAUGAGAGGUACACCGGCCCACAGAUCAGGAGAAUUUUUGAGACGCAACCUGAUGCUUAUAAGAAUACAGAGAGAAUCUCUUUAGUUAGCUCCUUCAUGGCUUCGAUUCUUAUUGGGAGCUAUGCUGCUAUCGAUCACACUGAUGGAGCUGGGAUGAAUUUGAUGGACAUAAAGGAGAGAGCUUGGUCAAAAAAGAUUUUGGAGGCCACAGCACCAAGCUUGGAGGAAAAACUCGGGAAGUUAGCGCCUGCAUAUGCUAUUGCCGGUCAUAUCGCUCCUUACUUUGUUGAGAGGUAUCAUUUUGACAAAAACUGUCUAGUCAUUCAGUGGUCUGGUGAUAAUCCUAACAGCCUAGCAGGUUUGACGCUCAACAGUCCCGGGGAUUUGGCAAUUAGUCUUGGUACCAGUGACACUGUUUUUGGCAUUACUGAUGAACACAAGACGUGCUUAGAAGGCCAUGUUUUUCCUAACCCAGUGGAUACAAAAGGAUACAUGGUUAUGCUUGUCUACAAGAAUGGUUCCUUGACCCGUGAAGACAUACGUGACAAUUGCGCGGAUAAAUCUUGGGAUGUUUUCAAUAACUAUCUGCAGCGGACACAACCUCUAAAUGGUGGAAAGUUGGGAUUUUAUUACAAAGACCAUGAAAUUACUCCCCCCCUACCUGUUGGAUUUCAUCGUUAUGUUCUUGAGAACUUCAAAGGAGAUACAUUAGAUGGAGUAAAAGAAUCUGAGGUUACGGAAUUCGAUGCUGCCUCAGAGGUUCGAGCAUUAGUUGAAGGUCAGUUCCUCUCUAUGCGAGCUCAUGCAGAAAGAUUCGGAAUGCCUUCACCUCCAAAACGCAUAAUUGCCACUGGUGGAGCGUCGGCAAAUGACAGCAUUGUCAAUGAAGUAGCUUCAAUUUUCGGGUGCAACGUUUAUAAAAUCCAAAGCUCAGACUCGGCUUCCAUGGGAGCUGCUUUAAGGGCAGCUCAUGGUUGGUUGUGCAGCAAGAAGGGCAGUUUUGUUCCAAUUUCGUCCAUGUAUUCGGGCAAGCUGGAAAAGACCUCUCUCAACUGCCAACUCGCGGCCACUGCUGGAGGCCACGAGCUCGUCUCCAAGUAUGCUUUGUUGAUGAAGAAGAGAGUAGAAAUCGAAAAUCGUCUCGUGCAAAAGCUAGGACGACUGUGAAAACCUUACUUGCUGCACAUGAGAUAUCAAACUUGAGUUGUUAUCUUCUUUUUAGUUUUGUUCAAUUUUGAGGUUUUAAUGAACUUUUUCCAAUAAACCUACUUGUAAGUAUGCAUAAGAAAGUAGUUAAUAUGGCAGCAUCGUGUUUCA